Messenger RNA from Pelobates cultripes (western spadefoot toad), 1004 nucleotides. The record is from the annotation of a GenBank genome assembly. NCBI's taxonomy places the organism in Eukaryota, Metazoa, Chordata, Amphibia, Anura, Pelobatidae.
AUGGCGGCCGAGACACCUCUCACAAAAGCGGACCUCCGGCACCUACUGCAGGAGAUUAAAAUGAACAUGGCUACAGAGUUCUCCAGACACCUGGCACCCAUCACGGACAGCCUAAACGAUCUUACACGCAGAACUACCGCCAUUGAAGAUCAGCUAGACCGCACCUCCAUGCGGUCACAGACGAAUGAGACUGCCAUCCCAGCAUUACAAGACCAGGUACGCCUGCUGGAAGAGGCCCAAGAAGACCUUAACAACCGCUCCCGCCGUAACAACAUACGAAUUCGCGGGGUGCCAUGGACGGUUGGAAUAGACACGCUGGCCUCCACUCUGAGAGAGCUUUUCUGCAGCCUACUCCCGGAGGCCUCACCGGCCGAACUCCUAUUAGACAGAGCCCACAGGGCCCUAAAAGCCCCUCUCCCGAACGCAACCCAGCCCAGGGAUAUCAUUAUCAGCAUGCAUUAUUUUCAUAUUAAAGAGGCGCUGAUGAGAGCUGCGAGAGACACCCCACUCCAGAUAGAGGGGCAUCAAGUCUAUUUCUUGCACACUACGCAAGAGAAGGGAACUUAGACCCCUAACCUUGGAAUUGGCCAGGAGACACAUACGAUACACGUGGGGCCACCCCUUCAAGCUACAAGUCAGACAACACAACCGGGUACAUACUCUGUACCACAUCUCUGAAGCCACAGAAUUCGCGGAACGCCUGGGCCUUCCGGCCAUUGACCUCACCGCCGAGCAACCUGACAGACGCCCAGCAGGAAGGCCUUCUCCCAGGGGCCCAACACCGCACCCGACUAGAGCUCCAACUCCCAGCAGCUCUCAACCGGCCACCUAAAGAUGACCAGAUGACCACGCCAUGGACUACCACCUCCAACACAACCCUCACCCACACCUCGCCGCCAGGACAACGGAAAACACACCUUACAGACUACCGAACCCACGGACUCGAACGCCAGGAGACUAUGAACUGUCUAACCACAUGCCGCCCAGAACCAGAUAAGAUAUGA